AUGUCACAAGGCUCUAAUUCAAGAUCACAGGUUUAUAAGAUUACUUAUCAGAAGAAGCUUAUAAAAGAAUUAUCUACUGAGCCUAGUACUUCACAAGAUCCUGUAACUAGAAAAGAAAAUGCAAAUAAUUUUGUUAAUUUGUAUAAUAAUAUAACCUAUGCAGAAACUCAAAAUAAAAUUAUUAAUCAGAAUAUUGUAACCAGCUAUUAUUUUUUUGGUAAAGCACCUAUUGAUAGAUAUAAAUAUUAUAAAACAAAUAAUCCAAAAUAUACAGCCCAAGCAUUAGUUAAUAAAGAAAUUAGUGAACAACUUCCUACUACAAUUA
This is a messenger RNA of Racocetra persica, 325 nucleotides long. The record is from the annotation of a GenBank genome assembly. Lineage: Eukaryota; Fungi; Glomeromycota; Glomeromycetes; Diversisporales; Gigasporaceae.